Ornithorhynchus anatinus (platypus) is the source of this 699-nucleotide messenger RNA. RefSeq names its product lysozyme g2 (gene LYG2). NCBI's taxonomy places the organism in Eukaryota, Metazoa, Chordata, Mammalia, Monotremata, Ornithorhynchidae. Bases 1 to 627 code for a protein of 208 amino acids. The record is from RefSeq and is a predicted model, not a curated record. Gene Ontology annotation, biological process: peptidoglycan catabolic process; defense response to Gram-positive bacterium. Gene Ontology annotation, cellular component: extracellular region. The transcript has 5 exons. Gene Ontology annotation, molecular function: lysozyme activity.
AUGUCCGUCCUCCUCCCGCUCCUGGGGCUCUGGGCCCUGCUGGGCCUCUCCGAGGGGACCCCGGCGCCCUUCCGCCCCCCGGGCCCGCCCCGGCCCCACCACGGCUGCUUCGGGGACGUCGCGGCCAUGCAGACCUCGGGGGUCGCCUGCGUGGCGGGCCGGCUCGGAAGCUGCGGGAUUCUCGCCUCGGAGACGUUCGCCGGGAUGGACCUGCCGGCCCUGCGGAGGUACCGGCCGCUGAUCGCGGAGGUGGGGCGGAGACGGUGCCUCGAUCCCGCCCUGAUGGCCGCCCUCAUCUCCCGGGAGACCCACGCCGGAGCCGCCCUGCGCGACGGCUGGGAUCUCCCGGCCCGGAGGUUCGGCCUGAUGCAGCUGGAGAAGAUCUACCAGCCCGUGGGCAGCUGGGACGGCGAGGAGCACCUCACCCAGGCCGCCGGGAUCCUCGGCGACAAAAUCCGGGAAAUUCAGAGACGAUUCCCGCUGUGGACGCCGACCCAGCACCUCAAAGGGGGACUCCAGGCCUACCGGGCGGGGACGGACGCCGUGGGGAGCCCCGAGGACGCGGACGGCGACUAUCCCAACGACGUCCUGGCCCGGGCCCGCUUCUACAGGAGGCACGGGUUCUAGCGGCGCGGCGGGGCCCUCCGGACGGGGUAAUAAAAGCCCGGGGCGGGGGCGAGAUCCCCCGAGGAGACCCGA